Messenger RNA from Trichomycterus rosablanca, 1495 nucleotides. Its product is annotated as chloride intracellular channel protein 4. The coding region runs from base 2 to 751 and encodes 249 amino acids. The record is from RefSeq and is a predicted model, not a curated record. The transcript is spliced from 6 exons. NCBI's taxonomy places the organism in Eukaryota, Metazoa, Chordata, Actinopteri, Siluriformes, Trichomycteridae.
GAUGGCUUGGUUCGACGUAGCGGCUAAAAAGUUUGGAUUUCCUUCUAUUGAGCUGUUCGUAAAGGCAGGAAUGGACGGCGAGAGCAUUGGCAACUGCCCGUUCUCUCAAAGACUCUUCAUGAUCCUUUGGCUGAAGGGAGUCAUCUUCAACGUCACAACUGUGGAUCUAAAGAAAAAACCACUGGACCUGCAGGACCUCGCCCCGGGCGCCAAGCUCCCAUUCCUGACCUUCAACGCCGAGGUGUUCGCAGAUGUCAACAAGAUCGAGGAACUUCUCGAGGAACAACUGGCGCCACCGAGGUAUCCCAGGUUGGCUGCCAGGCAUCCUGAGUCGAACGUGGCAGGAAUCGACGUAUUUGCCAAGUUCUCCGCGUAUAUCAAAAACCUGCGCAAGGAUGCAAACGACGGUUUGGAAAAAGCUCUGUUGAAGUCUCUAAAAAGACUAGAUGAUUACCUGCAGACUCCACUACCAGAGGAGAUCCCUGCCAACAGCCCUGAAGACCCCGGUAUAUCUACACGAAGCUUUCUAGAUGGACCAGACCUCACUCUCGCUGACUGCAACCUCCUUCCUAAACUACAUAUUAUCAAGGUCGUAGCGAAGACGUUUAGAAAUUUCGAUAUUCCGAGCGACAUGGAAGGGAUCCGGCGAUACCUCGACUCCGCCUACCAGAAAGACGCGUUUACCGGGACCUGUCCCGCGGAACGGGAGAUCACCUUCGCCUACCUGGAUGUCGCCAAGAAGAUCGUGUAGGCUCACAUGUGGUAUCGACGUUUCCUCUUAUUUUGGCUCCGUCUCAACUCUUUUGGAGGGUGUCGCAGGCAUCUGCGUGUCCAGACGUAGGGUAGCAACAGGUCGUCUUAUUUCCUGGACGUUGCCUUUCUUUAGACUUGAGCUGAGACUUGAUUCCUAUUUGUAGAUCCCACCUUUCGCAAGCCGUAAUUGGUCAAUUAUGUACAAGCCCUACACGUAACCACUGGUCCUGAUGAAAGUGGCUUGAUGUGUACAACCCCUUCAGCCACAACCUGCCACCCACCGUGGGCUUCUGUCUGCCUGGUGCUGCUCAGCUCCUCCUCAGUGGAUCACAUACUAGCUCGUUCAGAUUUAGACUGGCAGGCCAGCCCAGCACCCGUCCUCUCGUCUUAGGUCUCGGUGUACUCUUCUGCAUUGAUGCUGCCAUCACAGGAGUGUAAACGACCUUCCCAAGGGUACUGACACCAACCCAGAACAUGACACACCCUGGUUUUGAACUGGAUGGGUGUGCCUUGCGCCCAUUGAGAGCUGGGAUAGGCUCCAGCCCCCCCGUAUAAUCGAGUGGCCAAAAUGUGAAGAAGGAACCUUUAGAGUUCAGAGCUUUUGCUUCAUUAUCUUGGUUGCUAAGUCUGCUGUUUCGCCUCCGUCUCAAAUGAAGCCCGUUCCCUACUUGGGGCACUAAACACUCAUUAGAUGUUUAGAGUUAUCUAAACUACUGCUGAACACAAACAAUAAUAAAGCUGA